This is a messenger RNA of Acanthosepion pharaonis, 540 nucleotides long. NCBI's taxonomy places the organism in Eukaryota, Metazoa, Mollusca, Cephalopoda, Sepiida, Sepiidae. The record is from the annotation of a GenBank genome assembly.
AUGGAAUAUGAGCGCAGAGCAGCGGUAGUAGCUUCUUUUCGCGUCGGGAAGAAUCCUGCUGAAGUGAUGGCCUGGUUUGUGUUCAAGAGGACCAUGGUCAUGGGCAUUUGGAGGAAGUGGACGGCGUGUGAGAACAAGGACGAGUUUACUGCCAAACGAAAGGCCCACAACGUUUGUUCUUCGGCCGUUAGGACCGACGAGUUCGUCGCCGCCGUCAAGGAGACAGUCGACAAUGAUGGAAGCCAAAGCUACGCCAAGAUCGCAGCUGUCAUGGGCUGUCACAAGUUGGCGAUCUACCGAACGAUCAAGAAGGACAUUGGUUACUCCUCCUAUCGCAAGUCUCACCGCAUACUCAUCACGAAUGCCUCCAAGGAGUCGAGGAAGGUCAAGGCGACGGCUUUGCUGAAUGAGCUCAAGCACGGGUCCGCCGGGAUGCUGAGGUUCUGGUCCGGGAUGAAAAGAAUUUCAUCCAGGACCAGACGAACAACAGGCAGAACGACAGGUGGAUCUGCAAAGACAUCGAGGAGGUUCCCGUCGUGA